Molecule: messenger RNA, 2352 nt
Organism: Sphaeramia orbicularis (orbiculate cardinalfish)
Lineage: Eukaryota; Metazoa; Chordata; Actinopteri; Kurtiformes; Apogonidae
Product: chloride channel CLIC-like protein 1
Exons: 9
Coding region: 58-1377 (439 amino acids)
Cellular component (GO): endoplasmic reticulum; membrane
Molecular function (GO): chloride channel activity
Source: RefSeq, a predicted model, not a curated record
CGAGUUAUUGUCAUUUGUACAGCGAGCGUUAGCUGACACUAGUCUACUAAAACUAGUAUGUCCGUAUUUGAAGUAAACUGUGGCAGGAUGCUCGUCAGUGUCCUGGUACUGGCCUCUGUGUUCACAACUGUUACCGGAACAGUUACCAGACAGCAGGUGGACGACGAAUGGGUAGACCCUUACGAUAUGCUCAACUAUGAUCCCAGUACCAGAGCCAUGCGGACAUCUGCAGAGCCAAACAACUAUCCUAAUGUGCCAUCCAAAAGAGAAGACACUGGAAGCUGCAGCCUGGCAGAGCUGACCUUGUGUAAGAAACAUGCAGAGAAGUUACAGAAACAGAAUGAAGAGCAACAGCAGAAGAUUUCUACCACAUCAAUGCAGCCCACCUUCCAUCCAGUAUUUGAGAGAUUCCUUCGCAGACUUCUGAGGGAAAUGGAGACAGUUGGUUUGCCCAGUGACUCAGCUGACGCCUACUAUGAUGCUACAAUCAAAGUGUCCAAACAAACCAUGACAGAGCUUUGGACUGUUCUUGAGGACAAGGAAAUACGGACAUCGGGACCUCUGGACGAAGCUCUCAGUGAGAUACUGGUAGAUCUGCCACAACAGGACUGCAGGGCAGGGGAGGGGUGGUUUAAAGACACUGUUGGUGUUGACGUUGACACAGUAUUAAAGAUGUUGCUGUGUGUCCUGCUCAUAGUGGCCAUCAUCUACACUCCGCUGUGGUCCACUGUCUCCUGGUUUUGCCAGUUCAGGCGGCUGUUUACACUGUCCUUCUGCAUCAGUAUUGGCUGGAACUGGCUCUAUCUGUAUAAGAUUGCUUUUGCUGAGCACCAGAACAAUAUAGUGAAAAUGAACACUCUGUAUGCACAGUGCAGCGGAGUGAAGACAUUCAACUGGAUUGACAGUUUGGAAGAGUGGUUCAGAAGCACCUGGACUCUUCAGGAUGACCCUUGUAAGGAAUACUACAAGGUCCUCAUUGUAGACCCUGUUCUACUGGUACCUCCAAACAAGGCGAUCUCCAUGACUAUCACCGCAUUCAUCACGGACCCACUGAAGCACAUUGGCCAAGGGAUCAGAGAGUUUCUUCGAGCUCUCCUUCAAGACCUCCCAGUUCAGCUGCAGAUCCCCGUCUUUUUCGCCGUUGUGCUAUCUGUUCUGGUUGUCAUGUAUGCAGGUGUGAUGGCAGCCUUUCAAUACGGCAUCACUGCACCUUUUCGCACACCCCCGCCCACUGCAUCAACAGUGGCUUCAACCCCGGAGGUUCAAAGGCGACGACAGCUCAGCGGGAGGCGCUACACCAUGAAAUGGCCAAAGAAAUCAGGGGCCUGUUUCACAAAACUAGGAAAAGGGAUUAAGUCAAAAUCAAUAGAUCUGUGAUGAUUUCUCUUCUAGUUGGCAAUACAGGCCCAGAACCUCAGUAGAAUUUUAAGCUACUCUCAAAAUUCCGAAAGACAGAAGAUGAAGAUAUUUAGCUUCAUGGCACACUUACAUACACACACACACACACACACACACACACACACACACACACACACGAUCUUAGUAAUUUGAAUGAGUUUGGAACAACCAAUCAAUGGUUACCAACAGAUUUGGAGGCUGCGCAUCAUCAUCUGUAUGUAAGUCCAAUGGGUAAAUGCUGCAGAACGGAAAUCAUUUAAUUAUUAAUAGACAUUAAUAUUUCCUAGGAAUAGUAGGUGCAAUUUUAUUAAAAAAAAAAAAAAAAGUUUAAUAACAGAAUUUGGAUUUGUUGCCCGUUGCUCUUGUUACCCCAAAUUGGGUUGUCAAGAAUAGAUGUACUGUUUCUUUAAGAAACAGGCAGAAGUCAUUAUACCUGAUGUUGUAGAUUUUAUCUGAAGUUCUGUAUUUUGUCUUACUUUCAAUUGACUAUUUUAGUUUAUGUCUAUGGCUUAAAGCUAUAUCUACUGAUGUGGCAUUUCUCACAACACUUAGUAAAAGUUUGAACAUGAACAACCCGCCUCCCUCCAAAGCCCCGCCCACUUCCCCCUACCUGAGCUCUGACACUCUCCUCCUCUCACCUGAUGCAUGCAGUGGAAGCAGAGGUCCUGUCCACUUUGGCGUGUCUGCAGACCCCUCCCUCAGUAAUCAGACACAUCAUCCACCUGCCGCGGCUCCUGUUCCAUCAGUAGACCCUGUAUUUAAGGGUCCGGUCUGUGCAGCGCUGGGUCAGUGUCUUCACUGCACCUCAUCACUUGGGAGAUGAGGUGUCCAGGCGAUGGGCGCGCGCACUGUGAACGCGCGGCCUCUGUGAAUUUCCGUGGACAUUUGAGGUUUCAAAGUCCAUGCAUUUAUCAUCCUACAUAAUGUGACACCAAGUACAUGUACAUGUAUGAG